UAAAAGGGAAUACUCGGCUGUACGAUGGUUUAUAGCAUGUAUAAGAGAGAAAACGUGAAGUUUUCUUAGGAUAGUUAAACAAUACUGAAUGAAUAACGAAUUAUGUGUUUCAUGCUGUAGUUCGGUUCAUUGACAUUAUUUUUGUUGAAUUAUCGUACUACCCCCAUUGAAAACAGUUUGAAAAAUUACAAUCGAUAAUUAUAAUAUUCAUUCGGUGGUUAUUGAAUAGGACAAAAAACGCGUAAAAGUUCGCGUAGCGUGUAGAAUGGAUCAUCGUAAUCGAUUGAGCAUUAAAAAAUAUUUAAAUUGUACCAUGGAUUCGAUACAAUUCAAUGUAAAUUAAACGACACCGGCAUCCGCGUAUUUUUCGUACAGUGAAUCUUCUUUUAAACAUGUGAUAUUUUUGUUCUCGACACUCUUUCGAACAAUACAUUUAAAUAAUGGUGUUCUGGAUUGUUACUCUGGUAGCAAUCAUUUUGCAUUUCAGUUCUGUGCACACCAAACCAGAAUCUCAGGGUUAUUGUGCACCAUAUAGUGGAAAGAUUUGCAAGAAGUAUUUAGCCGGCAUCGGAAAAGUAUGGUUCAAUGAUUCUAACAAUAAUCCCGGAGGAUUGUUGAACGAACAGAUUACAACCAAUUUGUGGGAAGAAUUGAUACAAAAACUUUAUGAGCCAUGUCGUUCGGCGGCAGAGAAAAUGCUGUGUAUGUAUGCUUUUCCACAAUGUCAUAACUCGAUUGGCCUGCCAUUAUGUUACGAAGAUUGUAUGGCAGUAAGGCAUCAAUUCUGUUUUAAUGACUGGGCGAUGAUAGAGGAUAACAAGCAGAGGGAGAUUUAUAUCAGAUCACGGGGACAUUUUACAUUGCCAGAAUGCGAAUUGUUACCAAAAGUAGUGGCAGGAAAAAUGAUCUGUUCCCACAUUCAUUUAACCGAUAUGAACCAAGACCAUGUUACAUACGACUGUGUUAAAGGAAAUGGUAGAUUUUAUUUGGGUAAAGUAAAUAAAACAAAGUUUGGCUUAGAUUGCCAAUCAUGGAAUGCACAAAUGCCACACAAUCAUGACAGACCGCCGGACGUCUUCCCUCAAAUUCGUAAUGGAAAAAACUAUUGUAGAAAUGCGGGUGGAGACGAACCAAUGCCAUGGUGUUUCACCAUGGAUCCUCAAAUACGAUGGCAACAUUGUGAUAUUCCUAUAUGCGAUAACGUAACGAGUAAGGUACUGGAGAUCGAUCCAAAAGAUUUAACUAUGGAUACAUUGUUUACUCCAAUGUUCAUAUUGAUUCUAUCUUCAUUGGGGUUUUUAAUUAUAACUGGAACCGUAUUAUCAAUUAUUUUAAGUCAUAGACUGCACAAACGACAUCAAGGAUAUAACCCAACAAAUAACCAGUAUGUCACUAUUGAUUUGGACAAACUGCCAAGCAACAAUGCAUACCACAAGACAAGCGCGCAGCUUAAUCCGAAAUUGGAGAAACUUGAAUUUCCAAGAAACAACGUUAUAUACGAGCGAGAUUUAGGACAAGGUGCUUUCGGUAGAGUGUUUCAAGCGAAAGCGCCUGGUCUUGUUCCAGGCGAAGAGUUUACAAACGUUGCCGUUAAAAUGCUCAAAGACGAAGCAUCAGAGGAUCUGCUGAAGGAUUUCGAGCGCGAAGCGUGUCUACUUGCCGAAUUUGAUCAUCCGAACAUCGUCAAACUAUUAGGCGUAUGCGCAUUGGGUCGACCAAUGUGUCUUCUGUUCGAGUAUAUGGGCCGCGGUGACUUGAACGAAUUUCUACGAUCUUGUUCACCGGGUAAUUACAUCAUUCGAAGCUUAGAAAGGGACGAACACUUCACUGACUCGCGUUUAUCGCACAUGGAUUUAAUCAAUAUCGCGUUACAAGUAGCAUCCGGAAUGGUGUACUUGUCGGAUCGUAAAUUCGUCCAUCGGGACCUCGCGACGAGAAACUGUUUGAUAAAUGACCAAAUGAUUGUGAAAAUAGCGGACUUUGGAUUGUCGCAGAAGAUCUAUUUGCAAGAUUAUUACAAAGGUGACGAACAAGACGCUAUUCCAGUUAGAUGGAUGCCUCUGGAGAGCAUACUGUACAAUAAGUACACCGUCGAAUCCGACGUAUGGGCAUUUGCGGUGUGCUUAUGGGAGAUAUUUAGCUUCGCGCUACAGCCUUAUUACGGAAUGACCCACGAGGAAGUUGUAAAAUACAUUAAAGAAGGCAAUGUUCUUCAAUGUCCCGAAAACACGCCGCAAGCGAUAUAUGAUCUGAUGAAACUCUGUUGGAACAGGAGACCAUCGGACAGGCCUGCUUUCAGAACAAUUUACAAUACUCUUGACACCAUAAAGCAUAAUUUGGAGGCAGAAAAUAAGUCGGACAGUGUACCGUUGCGUAUCCACGUUUGAGUCUGAUGACAAUUUGCACUAGAAAGGAACUCGAUUAUUCGUACGAUUAAGGAAUAAGUGAUAUUUACGCGGAGAUAAAGGUAAGUGAAUGAUAAAUUGUACCUACGUGUUGCGCGUAAU
Molecule: messenger RNA, 2507 nt
Organism: Colletes gigas
Lineage: Eukaryota; Metazoa; Arthropoda; Insecta; Hymenoptera; Colletidae
Gene: Nrk
Product: tyrosine-protein kinase transmembrane receptor Ror2
Exons: 6
Coding region: 441-2387 (648 amino acids)
Biological process (GO): cell surface receptor protein tyrosine kinase signaling pathway; protein phosphorylation; multicellular organism development
Cellular component (GO): signaling receptor complex
Molecular function (GO): transmembrane receptor protein tyrosine kinase activity; ATP binding; protein binding
Source: RefSeq, a predicted model, not a curated record